Molecule: messenger RNA, 2383 nt
Organism: Aphis gossypii (cotton aphid)
Lineage: Eukaryota; Metazoa; Arthropoda; Insecta; Hemiptera; Aphididae
Product: ankyrin repeat and death domain-containing protein 1A-like
Exons: 14
Coding region: 458-2086 (542 amino acids)
Biological process (GO): signal transduction
Cellular component (GO): nucleus; cytoplasm
Molecular function (GO): protein binding
Source: RefSeq, a predicted model, not a curated record
GCACACCACUAGUGUGCCCGCGACGAAUAUCCGCCGCAGUCGUCACCACCAUCACCGUUAUACAAGUACGUAAAUAUACCCGUUAUACAGUUCGCAGAAUUUCAAUAUAUUUCGUAUAUACUCGUGGUCGUCUACAAAACAAAAACCCUAAGGAAAAUUCAUUAAAAAAAAUAAAUAAAUAAAUUAUAAAUCACGUUUGAAACGAUCGCUCACACUUGAUGAGCUCAUGUAAUAAUAAUUCGAACCCGGCGUCGUUGUUAAUUAUUAUUAUUGCCGACAACUGUGUUUCGCGUAAAUUUGUUUGAUAAUAUACAUGCGUACGCGUUUACAUAAAUUUAACUGAGUGUCCAAAAAAUACAUUAUUUACAUAAACCGUGCAGGAUCAACAUCACGCUGUCGACAGAUACCGGGAUCGCCGCCAGACCCAAGUGAAUAUUCUCCGGGUAAUGCCGGAAAUAUGCUUAGGGUAGACGAUUGUGUGGUGUUAAGACGAGUAUCUAUGGGCGGUGGUGAAGAAAACCCAGAGCCACCAACUGAAGUAGGAAAUCGUCGGACAAGUAAUGUACUUAAAAAUGAACUUUUGUUGCACGAAGCUGUUAUAAAAAAUGACCCAGAUGCUGUAAAAAGAGUCAUCAAAGAACCAUUAGAUGUAAACUCCCGAAAUAAUUAUGGAAGAGCGCCUAUUCACUGGGCAUCUUCAAGGGGAAAUACUGAAAUCAUGGAAAUGCUCAUAAAUGCGAAGUGUGAUAUUGAAGCCAAAGAUAAAUACGGGAUGCGUCCGAUAUUAAUGGCUGCUUGGCAUGGCCACACGGAUGCUGUCCAGAUGCUUAUCAACUACGGAGCGAGUGUAAACACAAUAAAUAAGAAACAAUAUACGCUGCUGAUGUGCGCCGCAAGAAACAACCGCCUGUCAGUCGUCAACUUCCUUUUGGACACCAUUGAGGAUGUUGGACUAGACGCAUUUGAUACGGACCAUCAGACGGCACUGCAUCACGCGGCGAUCGCAGGUCAUACUCACGUAGUGCGAAGACUAGUGCACGCUGGAGCCAACACAAGCACCACGAACAAGCAAGGGCGGACACCAUUACAUUCAGCGUGCGAAAAGGGCCAUGUCGAUGUGGUUGAAUUUUUACUUGGGCACGGUGCUGACAUGUUGGCAAAGGACGAAGAACAAAACAGUCCGCUGCACGUGGCCGUCGAAAACAAACAAACGCUCGUCGUGCAAAUGUUGUUGGAAGCAGGAAAUCCGACAAACUUAGAAAAUAGCAAAGGACUGACUGCGUUGCACAUAGCCAGUAGCCAUGGAUGUCGAGGAAUAGUGGAAAUGCUAUUAACAGCCGAUUGUGACAUCGACAGACAGAGCAAAAAUGGGAACACUCCUUUGCACAUGGCAUGUUUAUCUAACAACGUCGUAAUUGCAGAAAUACUGAUUGCCAAAGGCGCCGAUCUCAAUGCCUUAAACACGAGGUUGCAGUCGCCGAUUCAUAUAGCGGCAGAACAGGGAUAUUCGGAAAUUUGUAAGCUUCUUUUGAGUGCCGGAGCCAACAUCGAACAACGCGAACAGGGAGGCAAAACACCAUUAUAUAUAGCAGCUAGAGGAAGUUUCACUGCUAUUGUGGAUAUGAUUAUAAAAACCGCUCGUUUAGAAUACACACCCAAGAAACGAACUAGACCGAAAACGCCAGAAGAACGGAGAAAAUGGAAGUGCAAUCCGGACUUGGACGUUUCAAUAGCGUUGCAAGAGACUGAUGAAAAUCUAGAAAUUAUUCUACGAAAAUUAUCCCACAAACAGCUGAGUCCCGGUGAAUGGAAAAAACUGGCUCAUUUAUGGGCAUUCACAGAUGAACAGAUCAAAGCGAUCGAACACCAAUAUAUAGGACCGUCCAGUUACAAACAACAUGGUUAUAGAGUGUUAAGAAUUUGGGUCGAUAGUCUGGGCCCCGAUCUCGACCCUAUAGAAGAACUCAUCGACAGUCUCAAUACGAUUGAAAAGAAUACGCUAGCAGAUGCAAUCUGCAAGAAAUUAAUGCGGCAGAAAGAAAAAAGUGAGAAAAAACCUGAAGACAAAACCUGCGUUGUUUCUUGAAUAGACGUCACAUAUUUUUGUUCUUGUUGAUUUUCAGUUUAUAUUUUUCAUUUUUCUUGAAACGAUUUUAUGAACAAUAACAGUAUACCUACAGUUUUUAAAUUGUUCAGCGUUUAUAUUAUUUCGCUUUAAUAUUAUAUUAUAUAUAACAUAUUUAUAUUUAAUGUGUAAGAUAUAAUAUAAUAUUAUUCACUUAACUGUAUGCCUGUAUAGUGUUAUCAAAUGACUCUUGGUAUAAUUGAUAACUAAUAUUGCAUACGCUAAUAUAAUGUAAUACAACUAAUACAAGCAUAAUAA